AUGGCUGGCUUCCCAACCCUCAAACCAGCGUUCACCGUGCGGGUCUCGGUUGAUGCUCCAUUCCCUGUUGGAAGCCAUCACCGCAAGACUUCUCUCGUUGUGGUGCCAAUGGUUGGCGGAACCGUCAUCUCGGAGCCCGGAUUUACCCCAGCCUUGAAUGCUAAAUUCGAAGGCACUGGCAACGACUAUAUUCGUAACGACCCUGAUGGAAAACGUAUGCGCCUGAAUGCGCACGGUGUGCUUAAAACACAUGAUGAUGCAUUGAUCUACCUUCACUAUCAGGGAACGGUGAACUUGACUGAGGGCGUUAUUAAAGCUCUGUCGGGUCAAGCUGGUGAUUCAGAGACGCCAUUUGGUGACAGCUUUACACAUUUUGACCUUGAGACUGGAGAUGAGAGAUAUAAAGACCUCGAAAACGGGGUAUUUGUUGGCCAGGGCCACUUCGUUACCAAGACAGGAGAAAAGACCAUUGUUGAAUACAAAGUCAGCCAGGUUCUUGCAGGCUAG
Messenger RNA from Talaromyces marneffei, 507 nucleotides. RefSeq lists its product as uncharacterized. The transcript has 7 exons. Lineage: Eukaryota; Fungi; Ascomycota; Eurotiomycetes; Eurotiales; Trichocomaceae. The record is from RefSeq and is a predicted model, not a curated record. Bases 1 to 507 code for a protein of 168 amino acids.